GGAGGGGCGAGCGGUUUCGGCGGCGGAGCCGGAUGCGGGCGGCGCCGGGGUCGCAGCGGCCCUGGGGAUGGGCGGAGCCCCGGCCACCAGCACAGGCGGCCGCUGCCGCUGCGGGAGCCAGAACCCCAGCGUCCGUCCCAGCUCCGGCGCUGCGCUGCUGCCCAGAGCGGCGGUAUGCUGGGGAAGGGCGUCGGCGUCGGUGGCACCAAGGCGCCCAAACCCUCCUUCGUGUCCUACGUGCGCCCUGAGGAAAUUCACACAAACAACCAGGAAGUAGCAGAGAAGGAAGUAGCUCUUCACUUGUUGCCAGGGGAGCAGCUGCUCUGUGAAGCCAGCACAGUGCUAAAGUAUGUUCAGGAAGAUGCCUGUCAGCACGGCAUCUAUGGGAAGCUCAUCUGCACAGACUUCAAGAUCGCCUUCUUGAGUGACGAUGACUCAACCUUGGAUAAUGACGUAUGUGAAACCCAAUUUAAGAACAAGGUGAUAGGAGAGAAUGAAAUCACUCUCCACUGUGUGGACCAGAUCUAUGGAGUGUUUGAUGAGAAAAAGAAAACUCUCUUUGGACAACUGAAGAAGUACCCUGAGAAACUUAUCAUCCACUGCAAAGACCUCCGGGUGUUCCACUUUGGUCUGAGGUACACAAAAGAAGAGGAAGUCAAAAGGAUUGUGAGUGGCAUCAUCCAUCACACACAGGCCCCUAAACUGCUUAAACGGCUGUUUCUGUUCUCCUACGCAGCCACUGCACAAGACAAGCCAGUCCGGGAUCCCCAGAACCACACUGUGAUGUUUGACACACUUCAGGACUGGUGCUGGGAGCUGGAGCGGACCAGAGGCAACAUGAAGUACAAGGCAGUGAGUGUCAACAAAGGUUAUAAAGUCUGCGAAAGGUUGCCGGCCUACUUUGUCAUCCCCAUCCCUCUUCCUGAAGAGGAAGUGCCACGCUUCCAGGGUCACGGCAUCCCAAUAUGGUGUUGGUCCUGCCACAAUGGAUGUGCCCUUUUGAAAAUGUCAGCACUGCCCAAAGAACAGGAUGAUGGCAUUUUACAAAUACAGAAGAGCUUCUUGGAUGGAAUUUACAGGAUCAUCCACAGACCUCCCUAUGAAAAUGUCAAAACAGAAGACCUGUCAAGCAACUUCCUGUCCCUGCAGGAAAUCCAGAGUGCAUACUCUAAAUUUAAGCAGCUGUUUCUGAUAGAUAAUAGCACUGAAUUUUGGGACACUGACAUAAAGUGGUUUUCCCUGCUGGAAAGUAGCAGCUGGCUCGACAUCGUCAGACGGUGCCUGAAAAAAGCAAUAGAGAUUGCUGAGUGUCUGGAAGCACAAAAUAUGAACAUCCUUCUUUUAGAGGAGAAUGCAUCCGACCUCUGCUGCCUCCUCUCCUCCUUGGUGCAAGUGAUGAUGGACCCCCACUGCAGGACCCGGGUUGGCUUCCAAAGCCUCGUCCAGAAGGAGUGGAUCAUGGGCGGGCACUGUUUUCUGGAUCGAUGCAACCACCUGCGUCAGAGUGACAAAGAGGAGGUCCCCAUGUUCCUGCUGUUCUUAGACUGCGUCUGGCAGCUCAUGCACCAGCAUCCCCCUGCCUUUGAGUUCACGGAGACAUACCUGACCGUGCUGUCAGACAGCCUCUACAUUCCCAUCUUCAGCACCUUCUUCUUUAACUCACCUCAUCAAAAAGACAUCAACAUGGGCAGGGAAAACCUGGACAUACAAAGCAAGCCCUUGAAUCUGCUCACUGUGUGGGACUGGUCUGUACAGUUUGAACCCAAAGCUCAGACACUGCUCCAAAACCCCCUCUACGUAGCCAAACCGAAACUGGACAGGGGCCAGCGGAAAGGAUCGCGCUGCAAACAUCACCAACGCCAGCUUUCUUUGCCGCUUACCCAAUCAAAAUCAUCUCCUAAACGAGGAUUUUUCAGGGAGGAGACAGACCACCUAAUCAAAAACCUACUGGGCAAGAGAAUUAGCAAACUGAUCAACCCCUCAGAUGAGCUGCAGGACAGCUUCCGGGAGUUCUAUGACAGCUGGCACAGCAAGCCCAGCGACCACCACGGCCUGCUGCUGCCACGCAUCGAAGGGCCAGAGGUCAAAGUGUGGGCCCAGCGCUACUUGCGCUGGAUCCCCGAGGCCCAGAUCCUGGGCGGCGGCAGAGUGGCCACCAUGAGCAAACUUUUGGAGAUGAUGGCGGAAGUGCAGAGCCUGCAGGAGAAGAUCGAGGAGCGAAACAACAGUCAGGGGGCCCUGCAGGCCAAGGCCCCCUCCUUGCUGAGGAACUCUGCCCGCCUGUCCUCUCUGUUCCCUUUUGCCUUGCUGCAGCGACACUCCUCGAAGCCUGUCUUGCCCACCAGUGGCUGGAAAACUUUGGGAGAUGAGGAAGACUUGGCUAAACGAGAAGAUGAGUUCGUGGAUCUGGGAGAUGUGUGACCCAUCGUGGGGUGAUUGCGGCAAAGGAGCGUUGUUGAUGGCUGGGGACAGGAGUCCAGCCCCUCUGAUCUGAGACCAGUGUGUCUCACUGAAGCUUACUGCUGGAAGGGAGGGAGGGAAGGAGAGGUGGGGACAUCAGCCCAGUGCUCAGAGAGUAAACUUGAGCCUUCAGGAAAAGAGCUACUUCUCAAGUUUUUUUCCCUCAUGCCCCCCCCCCCAACUAUACAGUUCAAACAAGGUCUCUAGUAUUACUCGUCAGAAGACAUUGCUACUCAACCCAUACUAAAUAGAAUUCCCACUGCCAUUUGCUGUGGAAGUAUUAUAUAAAGCCUGGAGUGCCGGCUUACCACGAGAAAGGGCUGGGAUGAGAGGGAGUCUAGGACUCGAGACUUUAGCUCCUCUGCUAUGCCAAGAUGAUUUAUCCAGUUCUUGGGAAUAGAAGUGUCUUGUCACCUGUCUCAGUUCAGAGCCAGUUAUACUUUACAUGCUAUAUAUCUGGCCAGCAGAAGAUUCAAAGAAGUA
Erinaceus europaeus (western European hedgehog) is the source of this 2943-nucleotide messenger RNA. It is a transcript of the gene MTMR12, whose product is annotated as myotubularin related protein 12. The transcript is spliced from 16 exons. The record is from RefSeq and is a predicted model, not a curated record. The coding region runs from base 175 to 2421 and encodes 748 amino acids. NCBI's taxonomy places the organism in Eukaryota, Metazoa, Chordata, Mammalia, Eulipotyphla, Erinaceidae.